Pecten maximus is the source of this 2140-nucleotide messenger RNA. RefSeq lists its product as uncharacterized. Gene Ontology annotation, molecular function: superoxide dismutase activity; copper ion binding. The transcript has 5 exons. The coding region runs from base 245 to 1096 and encodes 283 amino acids. Lineage: Eukaryota; Metazoa; Mollusca; Bivalvia; Pectinida; Pectinidae. The record is from RefSeq and is a predicted model, not a curated record. Gene Ontology annotation, biological process: removal of superoxide radicals.
GUAGACCACCUGAUCCGUCAUAACUGUCACGGCAGUGUCACUUUCCUACGCAUCUAACUUCCGUUAUACAAACACCCCUUCAAUACUUAUAUAUCAAACCUACCCGAACACCACUACACAGAUCCCAGUAGGGCGCCCGUGUGGAAAUUUCAAACACUUUCUGUGACCAUCAGGACCGUUGAGGACAAUCUUAAUUGGCGUGCCUUGUACCCAACUUACCCAUCUGAAAUUCUGAAUUCCAGAUAUGUUACUGGCAGUGUAUUUGUGUCUAACUUUGGUUCAACUGACCAUUGGUCAGUUUCAGCCACCUUUCGUUGGACCUAACAUAAAUAAUAGAAUUCCCGGUCAGAACUUUCAGCCGAUUCCGGUAGGACCGAUAGAGGACGUCGGUCAAAACGGCCGACAACCCCCAGUAUUCCAGCAAAACGGGAUUCUGGCAGGAGCAGACUUGUUUGUAUACGGCACCUGUUACUUCAACGAGACGGGCUCGAACAUCAGGGGACGAGUUGACUUUCAACAGGCAAGAACGGGAGGUCCGACACGGGUUCGCGUCCAGGUUGUGGGUUUACCGCCAAGUCUGAUGAGCGAUACAGAACACGGGAUCCACAUCCACGAGUAUGGCGAUGUCGGACGUGGCUGCUACGCGACUGGUCCACAUUUCGACUCGGAUACGUUUUCUUUUCACGGAUCCCCAAAUAAUCUUGGAACAGGGAACGCUCACGAGGGUGACAUGGGAAACCUUCGUCAAUCUAACGCUGGAGUCAUAGACUCGGACAUGGUGUUCCCGCUGAUGAACCUCCUCGGGGAUACGGGCGUCUUAGGCAGGGCGGUGGUGUUGCACGAGGGUCGGGAUGAUCUCGGAAGAGGCGGAAAUUCCAUGAGCUUACAGACCGGAAAUGCCGGAGCACCUUUGUCCUGUUGUGUCAUUGCUUGGUCAGACUCGACCAAUUGGAACAAUGCUUUUAUCGCGCGCAGCGGAAAUACCUUCAAUCCAAACCAAGGAGGCAACCAGAAUUUCCAAAAUGGCGGUUUCCAGCAGAAUGGACAACAACAGCGCCAAGGAAACAGAUUCACUAACAGCAAUUUCGCCGGAUAAACGUGCAAUUUUAAACUGAUAAACCCAUGUUGUAUAUUAUUCCGGUAAACUGCCUUGAAUUAAGUUUUUUAUACGAAUUAAUCUUAUUGUUCAUGUAUAAUAUACAGUAUUGUAGUAUCGAGUUGAAAUAUUAAGUAUAGAGAAAACGUAGCUUUAAAACGGUACAGACAAGUGUAACUACAUGGGAGUGAAGCCGGCAUAUUUAAAUACUUUGGCUCGGUACCUCAAUAAGACAGCAGUGUCCAUAUUUGUAUUCCCUUGAGUAUCACGCAAAGCCUGGCAGUUAACAAAAAAAGGAACUAUUUUCUUGGGAACCAAUCUUUCAGAAAAAGAAGAAACUCUAAUGACUGUUGGUGGAUUAUCGUAAUCGUUGGGCAACGUCUGUUUAUAGACUCAAAUACAGCCACUUUUAUUCACUAGCUUGGCAGUAUCAACGUUCAGAUCAAGCUUGGCAGUAUCAACGUUCAGAUCAGGCUUGGUAAUAUCAACGUUCAGAUCAGGCUUGGUAAUAUCAAGGUAGUGCAAGCCACAUGUACCUUUUCUGUAUGUUUUACAUACAGUUUACUCGGGAUCUACAUACCUGUGACCUGUAUCAUGUCGUAGUGUAAUCUGAACAGACGUCCAAACAAGAGUUCCUGAUUCCAUCUACUAUAGCUGAACCGUUAGUGCCACUGACACGACCUGCAGAUACCCGCACCUGAAUUCUGACGUUAAACUGGGGUUACUUCUCUGAUAACUUCUGAAUUAUGACGUUAAACGUUCCGGGGUUACUUCUCGGAUAACUUCUGAAUUAUGACGUUAAACGUUCUGGGGUUACUUCUCUGAUAACUUAUGGUUAAUCCUCGUUACAUGGAUAAGAAGACAGGCGCUUUAAUUGAUAUGUUAAAUGCUUUUGUUAAUGUAUAUAUAUUAUAUCUGAUACUGGCAGUAUAAUGAACGCGCAUCUUUGUUAACAUGCAAUCAUUGUCUAAUUAUGAUCUAUAUAAUAACCCUUGUCUUUUGCAUUUUGUAUUAAUAUUAACAUAAUAAAUAUUUUUUAUAAAA